This is a messenger RNA of Paramuricea clavata, 2616 nucleotides long. NCBI's taxonomy places the organism in Eukaryota, Metazoa, Cnidaria, Anthozoa, Malacalcyonacea, Plexauridae. The record is from the annotation of a GenBank genome assembly.
AUGGCGGAGAAAUAUCUAAGCCAGAUCUAUUACGAUCCAGAAAGCCCCGCAAGUUUUGGUGGCAUAGAUUCCAUGUAUCGCGCCAUGAAAAACGAAGGGAAAUAUGAGAUAUCGCGGAAUAAAAUACGCCAGUGGUUACAAAAGCAAGAUACCUAUACAUUGCAUAAAUCUGUGAGAUAUCACUUCAGGCGUAACUGUGUUAUAGUUGGAGCCAUGGCACCGACCUUUACUAAUUUUAUUGAUGAAUGUGGCGAAAAGGCUCCUGAUGAAUAUAGAACUCUUGUAAAUUAUGUGUCUCAUAACGUUUACGAAUAUAUUGAAGACUGCAAGGACUAUAAAUCGGCCAUUCCCGUACUAGAACAACUAUUUGUCAAGACACCAAAUGAAAUAUUUGCUAGACAUUUGCUGGCAACAAGAUGGCAGAAAUCCGGCGAGACUCUUACUGAAUUUCUCCAAGAACUUCGAAAACUUAGCAAAGAUUGUAACCUUAAGAACGUAACUGCUGAACAGUAUUGUGAGGAAUUGGUUCGUGAUUCCUUUAUUAAUGGCCUCUUAUCACCUUUGAUUUGCCAAUGGCUCCUAGAAAAUAAACAGCUCGACCUUCAAACUGCUUUUGACCAAGCAAAUGCCUUGGACUUGGCUCAAAAGAAUUCUGAAGCAUAUAGGAUGCCUGAAAUACCUACAACUGCAGCAGUCUCCUCCCCUCCGACAGAUGAGGUUGCUGGAGCUCAUGCCUUAGAUUAUGAUUCUCUAGCAGCUACAUUCACAUCGAAGAAAUGCUACUUUUGUGGUGAUAAUCUCCACAACAGAAGAAGUUGUCCAGCCCGGAAUUCUAAUUGUAACAACUGUGCAAAGAAAGGACAUUAUGCUAAAGUUUGCAAGUCAAAGGCGCCUUCAAUCACCACUGCUUCUAUGUUCACGUCUACUCUUUGUUCAAUUGUUGCAAGUUGUCCAGAAAGUCUAAAACAAGCAUCUGUAAAAGUCUCUAUUGGCGGUAUUGAACUGACCGCACUCAUUGACUCUGGGAGUUCGGAAAGUUUUAUAAGUGAAACUAUGGCAAGGAAACUGUCUCUCAAGCUUCAUCCAUCAACACAGAAGAUAUCUAUGACCCUAACAUCUUUUAAGACUCAGAUCCUUGGUCACUGUUUUACGGAUAUUGUAAUUAAUCAACUUUCCUACUCAUCCAUUCGUUUGGGAGUCUUGAAAGAUCUCUGUAGUGACAUUCUCCUUGGGGACUUCCAGAAGAAGCACAAGCGGGUCACCAUAGAGUUUGGCGGUACUAGACCAGAACUAGUAAUUCCUAGGCCUGCCUGUCCUCUUUCUUCGACAGCCUCCUUCGAGGAGCCUUCAUUGUUUGGAAACCUCCCUGAAUGUAAGCCUAUCGCCAGUAGAUCUAGGCGCUUUAGCAAAGAAGACCAGGAGUUUAUCAAUCAGGAAGUUACAAAACUCCUGUCUGAAGGAAUUAUUGAGCCUACCAUAACACCAUGGAGAGCACAAAUUGUUGUUUCUAAAGAUCCCUCAAACCGGCACAAGAAGAGGCUCUGUAUUGAUUACUCUCAAACCAUCAAUCAAUAUACAGAGCUUGAUGCGUAUCCUCUUCCUCGGAUCGAUGACAUGAUCAACAACCUAGCACAAUACAAAGUUUUCUCAACGUUUGAUUUAAAGAGUGCUUACCAUCAAGUACCGAUAAAGGAGUCCGAUCGAAAGUUUACUGGGUUCGAAGCUAAUGGAAGACUGUAUCAAUUUUGCUGUAUACCGUUUGGCGUCACUAAUGGAGUGGCUGCUUUCCAGAGAGCAAUGGACAAUUUUGUUGACGAGGAGAACCUCAAUGACACAUUUCCAUAUCUGGACAACAUAACGGUGGCUGGGCGAGAUCAAAAGGAACAUGACGUAAAUGUUCAGGCAUUUCAUGAAGCAGUCCAACGCAGGAACCUUACCUUGAACGAAAGCAAAUCAAUCGAAUCUAAGACAUCCAUCAAUGUAUUAGGUUAUCGGGUUGGCAAUGGGGUGAUCGCUUCUGACGAGGAAAGACUCCGCCCACUUCAAGAUUUUCCGCCGCCAGACAGUAUCCGCUCCCUUCGCAGGGUGAUUGGCAUGUUUGCUUACUAUGCGAAGUGGAUACCGAAUUUCUCUGAUAAGGUAAGACCCUUGACGCAAGCUACUACCUUCCCACUAGAUAAGGCAGCAUUAUCGGCAUUUAAUAUGCUUAAGAAGGAACUUGAAGGUGCAACCCUUCAUUCCAUAGAUGAAACUCUUCCCUUUGUGGUUGAGAGUGAUGCGUCAGAUGUCGCUUUGUCUGCUACACUUAACCAAGGUGGUCGUCCUGUUGCCUUCAUGUCCAGAACUCUCCAACGUAGUGAACUACAUUACCCCGCUGUUGAGAAAGAAGCUAUGGCUAUCAUAGAAGCAGUCCGUAAGUGGCGACAUUUUCUUGCUGGUCGUCACUUCACACUUAAAACUGACCAACGUUCCGUCGCAUUUAUGUUUGAUAGCAGGAAGCGCACAAAGAUAAAGAACAACAAAAUGCAAGACUGGCGACUUGAAUUAGCUUCUUUUAGCUACACUGUGGAGCACAGACCUGGUAAGGACAAUGUAGCCCCAGAUUCAUUUACCUGA